Messenger RNA from Seminavis robusta, 771 nucleotides. Lineage: Eukaryota; Bacillariophyta; Bacillariophyceae; Naviculales; Naviculaceae. The record is from the annotation of a GenBank genome assembly.
AUGGACAAACCGGGAACCGAUUGGAUUGAAGAGGCAAAGAAGAAGCUGGCUUCCUUUCGGACUAUCUGCAUGCUGCUGAAGGAUCGACAUCUGCUCCCACAGCCAAUGUUGUUCACCAUGGUCAUGGAAUUCAUUGGAUCGGACUCCUUGCGGCCGGCCCUUGACUUUAAUGGUCGUGUUUUCAUAUACAUGGUUGGGCUAGUGAUAAGCCAGAAAAGAAUUCAGAAAGUCAUCAAGGAUUACGAUGACAAAAACUUGGUCGCGGCCACGAUCAAGUCGAUUUCAGCAAAGUUGUUGGAACCAGAACUUAAACACGAAGGAAAAAUCCCAACAAACAAGAAAGAUCUCAUGACAAUAUGCAGCAAAAAUGUGGCAUCAUUGCUGAUGUCCCAUGUCUUCGGCUCCACUGAGUUGGUUGUGGGCCUCCAUGCUCGGAAGAUCUUAGUUGCUCUUGAUAUGUACGACUGGGAGGAAUCCGGAAUGACCCAAAAGGCUGAUGUGAAGAUGGCGAACAUUCCUGCAUCUAUGGUCAAAAAGAGUCUCAAGACUUGGCUGCCCAAAGGUGAAUCACAUGAUUUUUUUGACAUGAUGGAUACACUGGGUAGUCUCUUUCCUACAAAGGCAGGAGUGUGGGGCAAGAUUACUAAACCCAUCAAUGCACACUUCUCCCCCAAAGAGAAAGAAAUGGCCAUUGGGAUGGUGACGACUAUUAGUCAAUCCUACAAAGCAACCAAGGUCGGAGGAAGAGAAACUCGGAGAUGUGCCGCAUGA